AUGAAGGGCACAGUUCUCGCAACCUUUCUCGCCGCCUUCUCGGCUGGCGCCUUAGCCCACAAAGGCGGCUAUGAUAGCCCUACUGAAACCACUGGUGGCCAAUCCGGAGGAAAGACCGGCGGCAAAUCUGGUGGCGGCGGUGGAUUCGGACUCCCUGGCUCCGGCAGCGGCAGCCGCAGCGGCAGCGGUGGUCUCAGCGGCAUUCUUCCCACUGGGCUACCCAUCGGAGGCGGCAGUGGAGGUGGAAUUGGCGGCCUCCCAGGCGGCAUUGGUGGUGGUAGCGGUGGUAGCGGUGGUCUCAGUGGCCUUCUCCCCACCGGACUGCCCAUCGGAGGAAGUAGCGGAGGAGGUAGCGCAGGUGGCAUUGGUGACAUCCUUGGCGGUGGCAAAGGAAAUGUCCUCCCUACCGGGCUUCCGAUCGGCGGUGGUAGCGAUGGAGAAUACGGAGGUGGUGGCAGCGGCAGUGGCAGUGGCGCCGGCGGUAUUGGUGGUAUCCUGCCUACUGGCCUUCUCGGUGGCGGUGGAGGAGGUCUCGGUGGUCUUCCUGGCGCCGGCGGCAGCGGCAGCGGCGGCAUUGGAGGUAUUCUUCCUACCGGUCUUCCCCUUGGCGGCGGAAGCGGCCUUGGAGGUCUCCCAGGUGGAAGCGGCAGUGGCAGUGGUAGCGGCGGCAUUGGAGGCAUUCUCCCCACCGGCCUCCCUGGUGGUGGUGAGGGCGGUAUUGGCGGUCUCCUGGGAGGUGGCGGUGAUAAGGGCCUCGUUCUUCCUACUGGCGGAGGCGAGGGAGGCAUCGGUGGCCUUCUUGGUGGUGGAAAUGGCGGCAUUGGCGGUGCCCUUCCUACCGGCCUUCCUAUCCCGGGUAUUGGCGGCAGUGGUAGCGAAAGCGGAAGCGGAAGCGGCGGCCUCCCCAUUCCCGGCAUCGGAGGCAGCGGUAACGGAGGAAGUGGGGGGAUCGGCGGCAUCAUCCCCACUGGCCUCCCCAUUCCCGGAAUCAGCGGCAGCGGAAGCGGCAGCUCUCCCUCCGGCUUCGAGACCCGGAUCCGCACCACCACUGACAGCGGUGAUGGUUAUAAUGCUCCCACUGCUACCCCGGCCCCUGAGGAUUGGUAA
Molecule: messenger RNA, 1107 nt
Organism: Colletotrichum lupini
Lineage: Eukaryota; Fungi; Ascomycota; Sordariomycetes; Glomerellales; Glomerellaceae
Exons: 1
Coding region: 1-1107 (368 amino acids)
Source: RefSeq, a predicted model, not a curated record